AGCGUAGCGUUCGUGCGUGGCGGGACCAGGCUGCCAAAGGUCUCGGAACCCACAGCGUUGGGGUCGAGGCGCCUAGUGAGGGACGAUGGCGCCUAGCGUGGCCACGGCGCCGGAGCCGAAGCAGGACCCGCCCAGGGGCAUCCGCGCCGUGCUGCUGGGGCCGCCCGGGGCUGGCAAGGGCACGCAGGCUCCCAAGCUGGCUGAAAGUUACUGUGUUUGCCAUUUGGCUACAGGGGACAUGCUGAGGGCCAUGGUAGCUUCCGGUUCAGAGCUGGGCCAGAGACUCAAGAAGACAAUGGAUGCUGGAAAACUGGUGAGUGAUGAUAUGGUCGUGGAACUGAUCGAGAAGAACUUAGACAGCCCUCCUUGCAAGAAUGGCUUUCUCUUAGAUGGUUUCCCUCGGACAGUGAGGCAGGCAGAAAUGCUUGAUGACCUCAUGGACAAGAGGAAAGAAAAGCUAGAUUCAGUCAUUGAGUUCAGCAUCGCCGACUCUCUGCUAAUCCGGAGAAUCACAGGAAGGUUGAUUCAUCCUGCCAGUGGCCGCUCCUACCAUGAGGAGUUCAACCCCCCAAAGCAGCACAUGAAGGAUGAUAUCACUGGGGAGCCCUUGAUUCGACGUUCAGAUGAUAACGAAACUGCUUUGCAAACCCGCCUGAAGGCAUACCACUCCCAGACCACCCCACUGGUGAAGUACUACAGUAAACGAGGGAUCCAUUCUGCCGUGGACGCAUCUCAGUCCCCAGAUGUGGUCUUCGCCAGCAUCCUGGCAGCCUUCUCCAAAGCAACAUGUGAGAAAGCUGAGGAACAGAGAAGUUAAGGAACUUGCUGGAAACCACACUAGUACCAAACGACUGCAGGCCAGGCAAGACCACACCAUUGCUGACCAACUUCAGAGCAAGAGUCCAAGCUUUUAGUGUUGGGCAGAGGGGAGGGUGUUGGUGAGGAACAGAAAAGGAUACGAGUAUUGGGGGGAGAUUGUUUUAGCAGGUCAUUGUUUUUCCCCAUUCAAGCGGGAGUUUUAUAAAUAGUAGUUAGUUGGGAGGGUAUGUUGUGGGAAGAGGAAUAUAUGUUUUUAAGGCUCCGGAGGUGGAGGGUGUGGGAAAGAAGAGGAAGGCCUAGUAUUAAUUCUGCAGGAUCCCUUGGGCACAGUUACCUUUUAUCCAGGAAUGUGAUUGUAAUUGAAAAGCCAUUGACCUAAGACCUCAGUUGUCAUUUAUGGACCUCUAAGCUUGCCAGAUGGGGAGAGCAAUGACUCCCCAUGUCGCCUCCUCUCUGUUCUGUACCUCAUGCCAGGGUAGGUUUUGGUUGCGGACCAAACACCUUAACACCCCAUAUAAUGUGACCAAAUAACAGUCCCCAUGUUUGGAAGGGUGGUGAGGAAUGUAUGUGACUAAGGUGGCCAGGAAAACAUUAAGUUUAAUGGAACUCCCAAGGGUGAAGCCAGGGAAGGUUGAUUCCUCCCACUUUUACUUACCUCUGAUAUUGACUAACUCCAUUGAUCUCAAGGGAAAAGCCAUCAUCAGUUGCUAUCUGCAAGUGUGCAUCCUCUGUUCUUGCCUUCUUUCUACACACUGUGUAAAGAAUCUUUUUUCCUUUUAAAAAAAAAAAAACCUUUGAAGAUUGUCUCAUUCCAAAGAAAUUCCUUCCCCUCCCCAACUCUUGAGGCUGAAACACGGCAGCCCUGUGGUGGUGUGUUUUGUUUUUAAAAAACAAGGUGCCUUUCACCUUUAACUGACCAAAUGCUGCUCUUUUUUGGCCCUGGAAUCAAUAAAAUGUAUUAGUCAUUUGUA
Trichosurus vulpecula (common brushtail) is the source of this 1790-nucleotide messenger RNA. It is a transcript of the gene AK2, whose product is annotated as adenylate kinase 2. The record is from RefSeq and is a predicted model, not a curated record. Gene Ontology annotation, cellular component: cytoplasm; mitochondrion. Lineage: Eukaryota; Metazoa; Chordata; Mammalia; Diprotodontia; Phalangeridae. Gene Ontology annotation, molecular function: ATP binding; AMP kinase activity. The transcript is spliced from 8 exons. Bases 86 to 817 code for a protein of 243 amino acids. Gene Ontology annotation, biological process: ADP biosynthetic process.